UCAAAACAAGUUUGGUUCGGUCGCAACCGGCAUACAGCGUCUGUCCUGUCCGUCCGUUCUAUUCUGUUGAAUGAGAAAAGAUGUGUGGUGUUGAACAAGUGAAACUCAGUUGGUUUGGUGCGAUUUCGGAUCUGUGUUGUCGAAGUUGUCAAAAUCUGAAAUAAUCUGCUAGCGAACGCGUGUUCAUUGACGUUUCGUAGAGAUACAUCUGAAUUGUCCGGCGAAAUGCGCAAGUGCAGCCGACGAACUCGGUCUACUUGCGGUCAAGGAGGUAGCAGUACUGCCAUUCAACUCUUUUCGAUUUGGCGGACGUAAUUUUCACUCGCAUCUCCUGGGUGAGCCUCAAGUUCGCUCAUCAGUUUCGUUGAGUGCGCGUUGCUCUUAGCUUCAGCCGGGACAUCGUGACCGUAAAAGAUGCGCCAUAGGUGGUGUCGUAUGUUUCUCGGGCUCAUAUGCGUAAACUUUUUCUCGGUGUUUAUUAUGUGGAUAUAUCUCGACAGCAAGUGCCCGUGCUACGAGGCAUCUCGAGAAGGCGGCGACGUCAGAGCCACCGGAGAGGCAGCCCGGCAACAUCAGCGCUCGUUCGCCGCGCCUCAGGGCGAUCACGACUACAGUGCCGGGGGAGCUUUGAAGAUGCGCAACGCGGCUCCCCUCGAUGACAUCUACGACCUGCCGAACUCCCUCGUUACUCUCGUAGUGCGCGAGUUCGAAUUCUAUGAGCACGACCUAGUGGAGACGGUUCGCUCUUUCCACACAGUGUUUCCGCGCAUGCCGAUCGUGCUGUUCGCAGACGACGUGCCGUAUCCGCCUCUGAGGUUUCCCCGGGACGAAUUCGGCCCGAACGUGACCGUCGUCCCACUCUCCAGGGAUCCAGGCCGCUACGCCAACGCUACGCGGUUGGAAAACUACGUUAAGACGGACUUGGUGCUGUUCGUACCCGAUUCCGUGCGCAUGACGCAGCCAGCCAUCGUCACUACCAUGAUCAAACGCAUCUUUAAGAACCCGCGCCUCAUGGUGGCCGUUCGAAUCGCGGGAGAGAUGCGACGUUGCCUGAACCUGGACGUGAACUUGCGCGAGUGGACGCUGGUGUAUCGCAAGGCGCCGCGCACGGCCGAGUCUCAUUGCGAUGCGUUUGGAGGCCGGCAUCUGCUCAUGGUCAAGUCCGAGCUGGUGCUGUCGCUCAGCGAGCCGCUCGUGCGUCCGUUCCCUGAGGCGCUGUACGUACAGACAGCGCUCAGAGACGUGAAGAUUGAAAUCGUCGACAGCCUAGUUGCCCAGAAUGGCCGCACGCUCUUCACAACAGAGCACAAUCGAGAGAAACUGCGUGCAGCCACUGCAAGUCGUCGAUCACAGCUGUACACCAACUUUGGCGUGAAAAAAGUUCACCAGCCCGGUGGGGAAGUCACAUGGCAUGGGUGCAAGCGGGAGACCUCUCGUUGCUUUGGCACUGUGGUAGAUGAGACGCCGGACUACCUGUACAAGGGGCGCUGGACACCACCGUGUUGCCUGGAAAACUUGCGUCGCACAGCCAGGCAUGUCUUUGCCAUACUGGAAAGGUGCAAGACCCGUUAUUGGCUAGAAGGUGGUAGCCUACUCGGUGCUGCUAGAAAUCACGACAUCAUUCCAUGGGACUACGACAUUGACAUUGGUGUGUAUAGCGAUGACGUGCAGCGCUGUGAGUGGCUGCGAAACUCUCAAAAAGGUUCUGUGAUUGAUGCUGAUGGCUAUGUGUGGGAGAAGGCCACAGAGGGAGACUUUGUUCGUGUUCAGUACAGCAGCACUAAUCGAGUGCAUGUGGACAUCUUUCCCUUUUACUCCCGAAACGGUGUCAUGACUAAAGACACGUGGUUCAAGAGCCAUCCGCAAGACAGGGAGUUCCCAGAGCACUUUCUGAAGCCUCUAUCUACUAUCCUCUUUGUAGGAGUGUUUGCAUCAGCACCCAACAACAUCACUCAGUUUCUGGAGCUGAAGUUUGGGAAAGGUGCUGUAGGGAAGCCCGAGUAUCCAAACCCAGCUUUGUUGGCCUAUCCGAAAAGCACUGGUGCUUAGUGCUGGACUAGAGCAAUUGGUAUGUGAAUUCAAAACAUGGUGAUAAUAGUUUCCAUAGCAAUUUGUUGCAACGUUCCUGCUUAAUUAUUGUAGAGCAUAACAUUGUGAAUUUGCAACUUUUUUGUCCUCUUGGAUUCUUGUAGGUUUCAGCAAACUUGGUGCAGUGCUUUACCUUCAUAGGCAUGAUGACAUAAUAUCAAGCAUUUUAUCAAUCUCUGAUUUACUCAUGCCUUGCUCAGAAUUUGUUUUCCUUCUGUGGAACCUUUAGAAUGUUUUGUAAGUCAGCAGCCACUGCAGAGCAAACCUUUUAAAGCAGAAAAUACAUAUUUAAAAGGCUAAUUAAUUAUAAGUAUAGCUGUGGCAUUUCGUCCUCAUUGCUGUCAUUGUGUCAUUAUGCCCUCAUUGCUGUUUUUAAAAAGAAAUAGGCAGUCAUUGACCAUGUGUUAUGAUAUGGCGAUGUGUUGAAAUCUGUGCGAAAUCUACGAUCACAGCUUUGUUCUUCAUUUGCUGCAUCCCUGAUAAUUACACACUCCUUUAAGACUUUUCAUAUGUUCCUGGUUGAUACACAGUUGAAUUUCGUUACUGAAGUCUCAUCCACGUGAAAAUACCUUCGUCAUAUCUGAUAUUUGUUACUCUGGUAUUGGUGAUAAACGUGUUAGAUUUCCUUUGUUAUAUCCAAUAAUUUGGUAUAUGUGGUUGGUACAUCAAGGUUGGACUCUGUGUUUCUGAAGUUGUGCCUUCUUUUUGCCCAGUUUGUUUGUAUGGUAUGGUACAACUAGUACACUUUAUCCAGCUAGAUGGAUCAUCACACAGGCACAGGGUCAUCCUGUUAGGGAGAGUGUUAAUUGCCGCAUACCACACCCCCUACCCCUUUUGUCCUGUUGGUUACAAGAAAAAGUGGUCUCUUUAAUCGUUUUGUGUGUGUCAUAUCUCCGCCACUGACGUUGUAAACACCAUCUGGCGAACAAAGGGGCACACUUGUGCGGAGCGCACGUAACAUAAUCAAACCAGACUGAGAGUUGGGCAGGAACUGAUUUUAAUAAACACAGUCUGAGUAUAUAUAAAGCUCCGUGCACUACAUGGUUGCAUGACUGAUGGAGGUGCACUUCACCAUCCACUUAAAAACUAAAAACAUUGAUUGAGAAUCCUCUAAUUCAGUGUGAAUAGAAGAAGACCUCACUUAAGUGAACUCCAAGCGUUGGUAGUUAUCCCAAGAAACAGCUUGCCCACCCAAAAGCUCAUUCAAGUGAAACAUGAAUGCGUACACUUUCUAAGCACACUGGGACAUUGAAUCUGUUCGCCAAUAUGAAUAGUUUGUUCAAUUGAUGUUCAAGCAAGCGAUAUUUCAUUCUGUUUUACUGUCAUGUUUAGCCAGGUGCUACACACUGGUUGUGUGACCAAAAUGUGUUUUUGGGACCACUUUAUUGCAGGUGAAAAUAGCAGGCAAGACUAUAUUAGUGCAUCACGUAGUAGGUCAGAAGCCAUUCUUGCCUAGCAUUUUUUUUUAUUGUGUUCAGAACUAUGGGUUUAGUCAGUUUAUUGCAUAUUUUUGUCAGACAGGGUUAAUUAUUUUAAGAGAAUGCAUAUCAUUUACUUUUUAUAGCGAACAUUUACCUCAAGUUUUGCAUUUCCAUGAUCAGUACUGUAACCAGAAGCUUUAUCCAAGAAAAACUUUUUUCAGCCUGCUAAUAGCCUGUUUCAAUUUCUCAAGAGGGUGUUACAAAAUUUUAAGAAGAGCUAUGCCACCGAAACAAACUUCAUGGCUAUGCCUGCGGCCAUGAUCAUGUACAGAAAACAGAAGUUCUGAGUUGCAUGUUUUCAGGCACGGCAUUGCAAUUAGACUAGUACAUAAAGCAGCCUUAAUACUCGAUUUGUUGCAGGAUAUUUAAGGAGUACUGACAUGGCAACUUUUAUAUCAUUUUUUUUGCCUUAACUGAAGGUUCAAAUCCUCUAAACCUUGGCAAAAAUAAUGGCAAGUACCAGAGUGGCCUGACUAAUUAAACGCAAUACUUGUUUUUGUGAAGCAGUUUCAGUUUUGAUACUGAGGAGGUGGAUGCGUCAUGAUAUCGUGACACACCGCCUUGCUCGGUUUCCGCGAUCGCUACAGCUGCAAAAUGUGAGCAGAGCCUGGAGGAACACACGCAGCACUCUUCUCCUUAUAUCGGCAAUGCCAUCAUAUUUAACUUUAUUGAUACACAACGUUAGCAAAUUUGCCAUGACAUCCUGUUGAUAUCAGGACUGGCAUUGCGAGAUGACUUUAGCUUGAAGUUAAAAUGUAUCUUCAACCUUCAUACUUGCUAAAUGUGGUCAUUUUGUGCAAGAGGAACGUGUGGUUGAGUAUAUACAACUUUGAAAAUAUGUCAGUACUCCUUUAAGCUUUCAUAUAUUUAUCUACUGAAGGGAAAUGUGAAGCUGGUAUGUUACUCAUCUGGAACUGCACGAAGCCAGUUUUAGCAUGGAUGGAGACCUUAUAAGCCAAAAAUGGGUGAAAAAAAAAAAGGCUGGUGGCGCCAUCUUGAAAUUCUCGCAGAAACUGCCUGUGACAUCAUAAAGUUUGGCAGCGUGUCUUCACUGCUCAUUAAGUCGAAAUCAAUAAACAAAUCUCAAUUCCGAUGGGGGGCCCAAUGCAAAAGCAUUCAUGCACUAAAAUUUGGGUGCUAAAUAAGGAACCCUAGAGGCUCAAAAUUUUGUGACUUUGGGUUUUUUGGAUCGAGCUCUGCAGUUAAUUUGUUUUCACCUUAACGCCUUUACUGCUGUGAUCAGUUUCGAAAAAAUGUUAGUUAAAAAAAAAAAGACAGAGAAAGUCAUUGUGUAUUAUUUUCUUGUCGAAAUUACAAGAAACUGAACACGUACACAUGUGCAAAAAUUGCCAAAAAUUCAUGAGUUCACCUGUCAUCGGCACCAAAGGAUGCUCAUUGUGAUGGCGAUUUAUUUCGUCAGUGGCAGUUAAGGGGUUAAGGGCCCAAAGGCAUUGAAUAAUGGAGGGCCCAAAUACGUGUGAAAGUAGUAACUGUAAAAACACUGUGAAAAAUCAUGAUUAAAAAAAAAGCACUAUGAAGUGCUUAAAGUCAUAAAUACCAAGCAACAAUGGUGUUCCCAGCAGUGAAAACAAAUUGCAUAGAGGAAACACAAAAGGCACAAAAGUAAGGGUAACGAAGAAAAAUGUGUAGUAUAGGUUGGUGCUUCAACUGCAAUGGCAAACAACAAGCAACACAAGGCAUGUUCUGAUGGGGAACACAUAACACAUAAAAAAAGAAAGUUUUGUGUAGAUUGGCUCUAAGUCACAUUUGGUUAGUAAGGUAGAUGUCUACUUUUUUGCAGAAUUUUAUGCGGUCUGUAGACAUCCCAAUGCUGUUUGGUAAGCUCUUCCAAAGGUUUAUAGCAUCUCAAAAAAAUUAGCUUUGCGUAUUAGACGUGGGGCUUCAGAUAUGUGCUAUAGAAAGGUCGUGACUGGUGUGCAAAGGUGUCCUUAAAGGUUGUUUUAGUAGCAGGUUCUGAGUCUUUGGGUUAUAAUAGAAGGCAUGUAAAAGGCAUAGUCCUGAGAUGAUGCGGCAUGAGACGAGGGUUGUUUGUCCUAGUGAUAAAUUUAAUAGUGUGAUACUGAUAUGCUUUGCAUAGUUUGGUGUUAUAAAACGUGCAGUAUGGUUCUGAAUCGUUUAUUAGUCAGUCGUGAAGUAAGGCUGUCAUGGAUGCUAGAUAGAUGAUGCAUACUCCAAUUUCGGUCAACUGAACAUUGUGUAGGCUAGUUCUUCAGGAGAUGCAUAUUUCAGGUUGCGUCUUGGAUAGCUAAGUCUGCUUGGGCACAUGGAUUCUGUGCAGGAUGUCCAUGUUAAAGAUGGGAUUAUGUGCAAGCCAAAGUAUUUGUAUGAUUCUGCACAGUUGUUUAGAACUGAUUUUAUGUGAUAAUUGUUCGGGCUAAUGAGCUUUCUGAUUGAGUUUAAUUGAGUUCAGAUAUAUUGCUGUUACACUUGUUGACCUGCAGAUUUCUGGGAUAUUACAUGUUGUUAAACAUUUAUUUAUUUCUUUUUCAGUAAAGUGUUAUAAGUAAAGAUUUCUAAUUUCCAACAUGGUAGCUUCUGCUCUUUUUUUUUUUUUCGAGAAAAGUUUUCUUUUCUGUAUCCCAUCAGCCAUCAGUUAUAGUAUUUACAUUACUCAGAUAGUACUUGCUCUGUUUAGAUGAGCAGUAUCCCCACAGCACUGUUAAUGCUUCCUGUUACUCGAAUACUCCAAGUUUUCAGUUCAUUUCAUUCUACUGAACUACUGUUGCGUCUUGUGUCAUAGCUGUGAACUUAGCGGAAUUUCUAGCAUUAUGAAUACUUAAAGAAUAAUUUUUGCACUGUCUUUAUACGUGAUAAGGUUAAAAACUUGUGCUCCAUGAUGUGGGCUUGGGGUCACAGACCUUUUACUCGAACUGCAAGUGAUUUUCUGAGCAUUGCUUAUUAUUGCAUUUAAACAAAACUUUGUUUCAUGUCUCUGAUUUAUUUGUUUUUACGUUGCAGAUGCACUUUGUGUGCACUGCGCACCUGUAUUUUUGUUGUACAUAUUUGUGCGUGCAUGUGCCAUUUUUAAUAUUUAAUGACGUUUAAGCAUUUAAGUUCAACUGCAGUGCCAAUUGUGCCCCUGCGCGAACUCUUAAUGCAAAACUUGAGAGUUCUUUUCUAUUAAUAACUUCAUAAUUCAUGUCUCAAUUUUCUGGUCAUAUUGUACAAUGCUCUUAUGUAAGAAAAAAAAAUAUUUACCUUCCUCUGUGAA
This is a messenger RNA of Dermacentor albipictus, 6801 nucleotides long. RefSeq names its product ribitol 5-phosphate transferase FKRP. NCBI's taxonomy places the organism in Eukaryota, Metazoa, Arthropoda, Arachnida, Ixodida, Ixodidae. Gene Ontology annotation, biological process: protein O-linked glycosylation via mannose. Gene Ontology annotation, cellular component: Golgi apparatus. The record is from RefSeq and is a predicted model, not a curated record.